AUGUCAUUCUCUCACUCUCACAGUGCACUUGCACUAAAAUCUCAACUCUUCUCCUUGGCACGUAAGAGCCCAUUCAUUACGAAGAAACUCCACGCACAAAUCAUCAAAUCUGGUCUUAACCAGCACGAUCCCUUCCCCAAAACUCUUAUUGAUGCAUACGGCAAAUGUGGUCUCCUUCAAGAUGCACUCAAGCUGUUUGACGCAUUGCCUCACCGAGACCAUGUUGCUUGGGCUACUGUUCUCUCCGCUUGCAACCUCUCCAACCUCCCAUACAAAGCUUUAUCCAUCUCACGUUCCAUUCUCAAUGAAGGGUUGCAGCCAGACCACUUUGUUUUCUCUUCUCUUAUCAAGGCUUGUGCUAACUUGGGUGAUGGUUAUAUCAAGCCAGGGAAACAACUCCAUGCUCGUUUCUUGCUUUCACCUUACUCUGAAGACGAUGUUGUUAAGUCUUCGCUUGUUGAUAUGUAUGCCAAAUUCGAGUUACCUGAUUAUGGGCGUGCUGUUUUUGAUUCCAUUUUUACGUUGAAUUCGAUUUCUUGGACUGCGAUGAUAUCUGGGUAUGCGCGAAGUGGACUAAAGGUUGAGGCUUUACGAUUGUUUCGUCAAUCUCCGUUUAAGAAUUUGUAUGCUUGGACUGCUUUGAUAUCUGGGUUGGUUCAGAGUGGGAAUGCAACUGAUGCGCUUUACUUGUUUGUUGAAAUGAGGGGUGAAGGUGUUAGUAUUGCUGACCCGUUAGUUCUUUCGAGUGUGGUUGGUGCUUGUGCUAAUUCAGCUGUUUGGGAGCUUGGAAAACAGAUGCAUUGUGUAGUCAUAGCCCUUGGCUAUGAGUCUUGUUUGUUUAUAAGUAAUGCACUUGUAGAUAUGUAUGCCAAAUGCAGUGAUCUUGUUGCUGCUAAAUAUAUAUUUUGUGAUAUGAGAAGAAAGGAUGUUGUUUCUUGGACUUCGAUAAUUGUUGGCACUGCUCAGCAUGGGCUGGCUGAGGAGGCCUUGGCUUUGUAUGAUGACAUGGUUUUAGCUGGCGUUAAGCCAAAUGAGGUGACUUUUGUGGGGUUGAUCUAUGCCUGCAGUCAUGUUGGUUUAGUUAGCAAGGGUCGUGCUUUGUUCAAGUCUAUGAUCGAAGAUUUUGGAAUUAGACCAUCUUUGCAGCACUAUACUUGUUUACUGGAUCUUUUUAGUCGAUCGGGACACCUUGACGAGGCAGAGAAUCUCAUAAGAACAAUGCCGGUAAAACCUGAUGAACCAACUUGGGCUGCAUUACUCAGUGCUUGUAAGCAGCAUGGUAACAUUAACAUGGCAGUUAGGAUUGCUGAUAAUCUAUUGAACUUAAAACCAGAAGACCCUUCCAGCUAUAUAUUGUUAUCUAAUGUAUAUGCCGGAGCUGGUAUGUGGGAGAAUGUUUCAAAGGUGCGAAAGUUAAUGGUGGUCAAGGAAGUUAAAAAAGAGCCAGGUUAUAGCUCCAUUGACUUGGGAAAGGAAAGCCAGGUGUUUUAUGCCGGAGAGGCAUCUCAACCUAUGAAAGAUGAGAUUCUAGGUUUGAUGAGGAAAUUAGACGCAGAAAUGAGGAAAAGGGGUUAUGUUCCUGAUACUAGCUCAGUUUUACAUGACAUGGAUCAACAAGAGAAGGAAAGACAACUUUUCUGGCAUAGUGAGAGGUUAGCUCUAGCCUAUGGGCUUCUUAAGGCUGUUCCGGGGACUACUAUUCGUAUAGUGAAAAAUCUUCGUGUUUGUGGAGAUUGUCACACUGUGUUGAAGCUCAUCAGCACUAUAACUAGUAGGGAAAUUUAUGUUCGGGAUCUCAAAAGAUAUCACCAUUUUAAGGAUGGGAAUUGUUCAUGUAAUGACUUCUGGUGA
Messenger RNA from Lathyrus sativus (Indian pea), 1851 nucleotides. NCBI's taxonomy places the organism in Eukaryota, Viridiplantae, Streptophyta, Magnoliopsida, Fabales, Fabaceae. The record is from the annotation of a GenBank genome assembly.